AUGAGCGACGAGAUUUCCCACCUCGAGUUGUCGCCCUCGACGUCAACGCUCAGCGGCGUCAGCGAGCCGGCCCACUAUCUUCCCAUGAGCGUGGGCCGACGAGGCACCGUCACUAGUAUUACCAGCAGUGCCAACGGACAUGCCAAAGGCGCGACAAAUGGUGACACUACACCCACUACCCCGACCCCGGGGGCGACGCCGCGCUCUGGGUCGUUACGAUCGCGUGCACUCUCCAUUAAUCACCAAUACCUCCCCAGCAAGGGGUCACCGCCGCCGCCAAUGCCGACGAAGACCGUGCCUUUGCCGUCCCCAGUGCCCAGCCGCAAUCCACCUCCCAGCUAUCACAGCCCACCACUCGCGGCCGAGCGUAAGCCUGUCGCACCGGCCCCGCCCGUCGUCUUUGCAAGCCUUAUGCUGCUCGGCCAGGACAAGAUCCGCAUCGCCGGCUUUCCCGAAUCAUGCCAGGAGCUCCUGAGAAAUGUGCUGAGCAAAGGGUGGACUGGGGUGGAGGGCAAAAGGAAUCCUGCGCCAGGCGUCUUUGAGUGGAAGCUUGCAAAGUCGCCAUGGUCGGCGGACGCACCACUCGCAUCGUUCCGCCUCAUCGAGUUCAUUCUCUUCUCACUGUCGAAGGAGGGAUGGAGUCUAGCUCUGUCCGCGGGCAUGCCAGGCAAGCAUAACGCGCGAGAUACGUUCUUCUUCAUGCCAACCGAGCGGCGGCAGCGGCGAUUCUUCAGCGUCAUCUUCGGAACACACAUGAUCACGCUGCUCGAUGCUCCUGAUCCGCGCGUGUGCGAGGCGUUUGUGCAGGCUUGUGAGACGUGGCCAGGAGGCGCAGGUUCAUUGUACUCGCGGGAGCACGGCGCCUUUGCCAUCAACAUGAAGCGCCUCGGCGAUGGUGACACGGCAUGGCCGACUACAGGUGGCAAAUACGAACACGCAAUGCCGCAGCUUAUGUGCGUUGUCCUCCAGCGCAUGGCGAUGGUCGGUUAUGAGUGCGUGACGACGUAUGAUGUCUUGGACCGGAACGCGAGCUGGCAUUGGAACGAUGCAAAGGGCAUCGUCACGGGAUCCAUGCCCGCUAUCGAUGUCUGGGUUUUCGCGGAGAGGUAA
Cutaneotrichosporon oleaginosum is the source of this 1110-nucleotide messenger RNA. RefSeq lists its product as uncharacterized. NCBI's taxonomy places the organism in Eukaryota, Fungi, Basidiomycota, Tremellomycetes, Trichosporonales, Trichosporonaceae. The record is from RefSeq and is a predicted model, not a curated record.